AUCAAAAUUAUCAGGAUGCAUACAGACGCCUUUAUCACUCCGAGGCAAUGAGCCAGCUGCUGGUCUUCUUUAAACACCGAGUAAAUCGGGAUGACCUCCAGGAUCACGUGAUGAAGUUUCUGGCCGUGCUAAGCGCCGAGUCCGGCGUGACCAUCAUGGGCUGCACGCGCUACUCGCUGGAGGACAACGCCGGGGCGCGCGUCUGCGCCACGCGCUCGUGGUCGCGCAACGAGGAGAUCCAGUUCCUGGUGGGGUGUAUCGCCGAACUCUCGGAGGAGGAGGAGAACCAGCUGCUGCAGCCGGGCAAGAACGACUUCUCGGUCAUGUACAGCACGCGAAAGAAGUGCGGCCAGCUCUGGCUGGGCCCGGCCGCCUACAUCAACCACGACUGUGACGCCAACUGCACGUUCGUGGCCACCGGCCGGCAGACGGCAACGGUGCGCACGCUGCGCGAGAUCCAGCCGGGCGAGGAGGUCACCUGCAACUACGGCGGCGACUUCUUCGGCGACAACAACUGCUACUGCGAGUGCGAGACCUGCGAGAGGCGACAGCGGGGGGCGUUCUCCCAGCCGGCGGCCGCCGCGCAGCCGGAGGGCUACCGGCUGCGCCACUCGAGUCGGCGCCGCGCCGCGCCGGCCGCCGGGCCCGACCGGCUGCGCGAGACGGUGGACGCGCUCCGACAGCGCGGGAUGACGCGCUACGACGCGCGCAUUAUCGCCGAGCAGCGGCUGCGGCUGGUGUUGCUCUGGGCGGCGCCCGACGUGGCCCGCCAGGCGGCCGAGGACCGGCGAGCAAGUCUCCUUUUGAUCUCAUCGUUUCGAGGGAGUGGUUGA
This is a messenger RNA of Pollicipes pollicipes, 833 nucleotides long. Its product is annotated as histone-lysine N-methyltransferase KMT5B. NCBI's taxonomy places the organism in Eukaryota, Metazoa, Arthropoda, Thecostraca, Pollicipedomorpha, Pollicipedidae. The record is from RefSeq and is a predicted model, not a curated record. The transcript is spliced from 6 exons. Gene Ontology annotation, cellular component: nucleus. Gene Ontology annotation, molecular function: protein binding; histone H4K20 methyltransferase activity. The coding region runs from base 48 to 833 and encodes 261 amino acids.